AUGUCCAAGACCAAGACGAAGCAGGCGCGCCGCGAACUGAAACGAGACGGUGCCCGUAAAAUCGCCGCGCAUCAACGCAAAACUGCAAAGGCUGCAACAAUAUCGACCAACGCGCCGAAGCCGCCCAAGAAGAAACAAAAGAUGCAAGCACAGCCCGUGCAAGCGUCACAAAAGCACGACGUCCCAUUCGGCGAAUACGAGCACAUUCUGCUGGUCGGCGAAGGCGACUUCAGCUUCGCACGCAGCCUGGCCAUCGAACACGGCUGCGCAAACGUCACGGCCACCUCAUUCGACUCGGACACGGAAGUGCGCGAAAAGUACCCCAACUUCGAAAGCAUCCACGACGAAUUGACCCAACUCACACCGCCCGUACCCAUACAUCACAGCAUCGACGCGACCAAGCUAUCGAGCUACAAGCACCUGCGAUGCACGCGCGAGGACGACGACGAAGGCCAGGACGGGUGGGAUACCAUAUGCUUCAUGUUCCCUCACACGGGCGGACUGAGCACCGACGUGAACAGACAAGUACGCGCCAACCAAGCGCUGCUUGUUGCCUUCUUCAAAUCCUGCCUGGAGACAACGAGCGCGAAACAGCGACUGCAAAUCCUCGCGUCCCAGGUCCACAAGAACCAUCCGAGUCCGCUGCGUCCCCGUAGCCAAUUCUUGCGCAUGGGCGGUCGCAUCGUCGUUACGCUCUUCGAAGGCGAGCCGUACACGCUGUGGAAUGUCCGUGAUCUCGCUCGACAUGCAGGCCUCAAGGUGGUGGAGAGCUGGAAGUUUGAUGCUAGCCAGUAUCCCGGGUACAAGCAUGUAAGGACGCUAGGUACGAUCGAAGGGGGUGGCGCGUGGAAAGGAGAGGAUCGAGAUGCGAGGACCUAUGUCUUUGAGAAGAUACCACUAGUCGCCGACAGCGACGAAGAGAAGGAGCUCGAGAAAGAGACAGGCGUCAAGAAGGUGAAAGAAAGAACGAGGACGAGGACGAAAAGACCACGCAAAGGCAGUGACAGCGACGAUGAUUGA
Messenger RNA from Parastagonospora nodorum SN15, 1020 nucleotides. RefSeq lists its product as hypothetical. The transcript has a single exon. Lineage: Eukaryota; Fungi; Ascomycota; Dothideomycetes; Pleosporales; Phaeosphaeriaceae. Bases 1 to 1020 code for a protein of 339 amino acids. Gene Ontology annotation, molecular function: rRNA (uridine-N3-)-methyltransferase activity. Gene Ontology annotation, cellular component: cytoplasm. Gene Ontology annotation, biological process: rRNA base methylation. The record is from RefSeq and is a predicted model, not a curated record.